Molecule: messenger RNA, 960 nt
Organism: Nilaparvata lugens (brown planthopper)
Lineage: Eukaryota; Metazoa; Arthropoda; Insecta; Hemiptera; Delphacidae
Product: isochorismatase domain-containing protein 1
Cellular component (GO): cytoplasm
Source: RefSeq, a predicted model, not a curated record
GUACAAGCAUCAAAAACAUUUGGAAUACCGUUAAUAGUGACUGAGCAGUGUCCCAUGCAAAAUGGUCGGACGGUGAAGGAGCUUGAUGUAUCUCACGCACAUGGCAUUUAUCCAAAAACCAAAUUCAGUAUGGCCAUACCCGAAGUCAAUGAGCAGUUGGAUAAACUGUGCGAUGGAAAUGUUCAGUGUGGAGUCCUGUUUGGCAUGCAAGCGCAUAUAUCCAUUGAACAAACGGCGGCUGAGCUUUGUGGUCUGGGAAUUCAGGUGCAUGUAAUUGCCGAUGCGUGUACCGCUUCUUCACAGGAGGAACGAAUUCUUGCAUUACAGCGACUGAAACAGAUCGGCUGUUUCAUCACGACAUGCGAGAGUAUUCUGUACAAGCUUCUGGGAGACGAGGACCACCCGAAAGCCAACGAAGUGAAGCAGCUGCUAGACAAGCCUCGUCCGCCCACCGGUCUCGCUGUCCUGCUAUGACCUUCACAACUCUCGUCCACCCGGAGGUUCCUGCCUGUACUGUCCUAUGUUUGACAGCUCCUCUCAUCCACCAGGAGUUUCCUGUCUGUACUGUCUUACGUUUGACAACUCAAAACUCAACUAUUCUAGCCAUGUGACUAAAUACAAUAAGAACAAGUCAGACAACUCAACCAAACUUUUUCAGCUACCAUUGACUACAUUUUUUAUACCAUUGUCUACAGAAUACAGUGGGCUACAUGUGAACAAACCAGACUAUCUAAAGAUGCGUACAGACUUGUGCACUACGAACACGCGCUUUUGGUUUUCUACCAGCUGGGGCCAAUUUCACAAAGGUACAAGUAUUGUUACCAACCAUGGUUACGAACAAGUACUUGUAGUUACAAGUUUACAAGUACUCACGUUUCACAAAAAUUUAUGAUAUACAAGUUUACAAUUUUACAAGUCUACAAGUACUUCAAUAUUAAACAUAACCUAUUUUCAUGAUAA